CGGAUUUCUCGUUUCGACCUUUGGGUCUUGUAAUUUUGUUCGCGUCACUCUGAUUUUGUGUUCCAAUCUAAGCAUUGGGUAGAUAUGGCAGUCACUACGACAAUGAUGACUAAACAGCAUCUGCUGACCUACAUCUACCUUCUUGUUUACAUUUCACUUUCUUCAGGGGUUAUUCUGUACAACAAGUGGGUUCUCUCCACAUUGUACUUUAAUUUUCCAUUUCCAAUAACACUCACUAUGAUCCAUAUGGCUUUUUCUGGUGCGGUGGCCUUUUUGCUUAUCCGAGUUCUGAAGGUUGUAUCACCUAUUAAAAUGACAUUUAAUAUAUAUGCAACUUGUGUGGUCCCUAUAAGUGCCUUCUUUGCAGCAAGUCUGUGGUUUGGGAACACUGCUUACUUGUACAUUUCUGUGGCCUUCAUCCAGAUGCUUAAAGCCCUGAUGCCAGUGGCAACAUUUCUCGUGGCUGUUAUUUGUGGAACUGAGAAAUUAAGGUGUGACGUAUUCCUGAACAUGUUGCUGGUCAGUGUUGGAGUUGUCAUUUCCUCCUAUGGGGAAAUUCAUUUUAAUGUGCUCGGUACAGUUUAUCAGGUCACAGGAAUAGUUGCUGAAGCGUUGAGGCUGGUCUUAACUCAAGUUCUUCUUCAAAAGAAGGGCUUGACACUGAACCCUAUUACCAGCUUGUAUUACAUAGCACCCUGCAGCUUUGUAUUUCUUUUUGUGCCAUGGUAUAUCCUUGAGAAGCCUGAAAUGGAAGAUCCACAUAUGCAGUUUAACUUCUGGAUAUUUUUUUCAAAUGCUCUUUGUGCUUUGGCAUUGAAUCUUUCAACAUUCUUAGUGAUUGGUAGAACUGGGGCGGUAACUAUUCGAGUGGCUGGAGUCUUGAAAGACUGGUUACUUAUCUCUCUUUCAACUGUCUUAUUUCCUGAAUCAAAGAUUUCUGGCCUUAAUGUUGUUGGCUAUGCUAUUGCUUUAAGUGGUGUUGUUUUUUACAACUACCUGAAGGUCAGGGAUGUUCGCUCAUCUCAACUUCAAAGCAUCCAAGAUGAAUCAGCAAAGGAGGUACAGACCGAGAAAAAGGCUGAUGAUGAUGUGAACAACAAUGAGGAGACUUUAUGGAAUGAUUCAGUUUCUGAUACUCGUUUAGAUGAAGAAGCACCUUUAAUCUCUUCGUCACGGAUAUCUCAUCUUGGAAGAAAGCCAGCUUAACAACAAUCUAGCAUAGAGGCAAAAGAACUUUUCAUCUUGGAAGAAAGCCCCCUUAUCAGCGAUCUAGCUUUUAGAGGCAAAGAGCGUUAAGGAACCAAAUCAAAGUAUAUGUCCUAACCUUUCUUUCCAAAAAGAACACACAAACGCCUCCUUCCAAAAGAGGAGGGAAAAAACAAAAGGAGAAAGAAAACAGAGCGGAGGAAAACAUGUUGAAAUUAUUUGGCAGAGUAGAUUUCUUUCAUGUUGAAAUUAUUUGGCAGAGUUGAUUUCUUUCAUGUUGAAAUUAUUCUUUAAUAAAUUGAUUCAUUCUUGUAUAUGCUUGACUUGACUUGACCAUGCAUUGAAGGUUCUGUUUCUUCCAAAUGGACCUCUCUUUUUUUUUUUGGAUGUUACUCCAAAUGGACCUC
Molecule: messenger RNA, 1613 nt
Organism: Gastrolobium bilobum
Lineage: Eukaryota; Viridiplantae; Streptophyta; Magnoliopsida; Fabales; Fabaceae
Product: probable sugar phosphate/phosphate translocator At3g17430
Exons: 10
Coding region: 85-1206 (373 amino acids)
Cellular component (GO): Golgi apparatus; trans-Golgi network; endosome
Molecular function (GO): antiporter activity
Source: RefSeq, a predicted model, not a curated record